Parasteatoda tepidariorum (common house spider) is the source of this 2314-nucleotide messenger RNA. It is a transcript of the gene RtGEF, whose product is annotated as Rho-type guanine nucleotide exchange factor. The record is from RefSeq and is a predicted model, not a curated record. NCBI's taxonomy places the organism in Eukaryota, Metazoa, Arthropoda, Arachnida, Araneae, Theridiidae. Gene Ontology annotation, cellular component: cytoplasm. Gene Ontology annotation, molecular function: protein binding; guanyl-nucleotide exchange factor activity.
UGUUUUGUUUUUUUGAGAAAAAUGAAAACAACAUUAGAUGUGAAGUGCGAGAUUUUAUUGAUAGAUUUUUCUAAAAUGUGCUUAAUUUACUAAGCCAUGACUCAAAAUGUAUAAAAAACUGAAGUGAUUUUAAUCGUUUUUAUUUUUUAAAAAUCAUUUGUUUCUUUAAACUUGUGCAGAAAUUAACUUGCUGAAAGUGAGAUUGAUUUGCAGAUGAUCUUGCUCUUCUUACAUUAUGGAAUUGUAUAAAAAGUUUCAAGCAUGACAACUGAACCUUCAGUACAUUUAGUUAAGGCAUUAUAUGAUUAUAAAGCUUCAAAUAAUGAUGAACUUUGCUUAAAAAAAGGAGAUGUAGUUACAGUUACUCAAGCACUUGAAGGUGGUUGGUGGGAAGGAACCUUAAAUGGAGUAACUGGCUGGUUUCCAAGCAACUAUGUGAAAGAACUUAAAACAGGAAUUGAGAAAUCUGAAAAAUAUAAUAGCCUGCCUAUUGAAGUGCCUUCUUCACCAAAUUUAAAUGAUGUUAAAUUGUAUAGAGAAAUUGUUUUCCAAGAUAUUAUGGAAAGUGAAAAUGAAUAUUUAUCAGAGUUGCAGUUUCUGGUUAACAAUUAUGUUUUAACUCUCAAAGGAAGUGAUAUUUUGACAGAAAUUGAAUAUAAUUAUUUAGUUAAUAAUCUGGAAGAUGUUUGUGCCUGCAGUGUAGUAUUAGUUCAUAUGUUAGAAGAUGUCAAACGUACGUCACCUGAGAAUCAAAGAAUUGGUGCUGAAUUCAUCAGAGUUUAUGUUUAUGUUAAAAAAAUAUUUCUGGAUUAUGCUUCUGGUCAUCCUAAAGCAGUAGCUGUUAUUGAAAAGCAUAAAAAGCCUUUGGAAGAUUUUAUGGAAAAACGUGGUGCCCCUCCUCCAGGACUCCUAACUUUAAUUACUGGUUUAAGUAAACCAUUCAGAAGACUUGAAAAAUAUGCUGCUGCUCUGUUAGAACUCUUAAGGCAUACCCAGGAAAGUCACAUUGACAGGGGUGAUACUCAAAGAGCUGCGUCUUUAUACAGUGACAUAGCUAAUGUUUGCUCAAAUGUAAGGAAACAGAAAGAAAUGGAAUUAGAAAUAAUAUCUGGGAACAUUCAAUGUUGGGAAGGAGAGGGAAUUCAUACGCUAGGAAAUAUCGUUUAUAUGGGAACAGUUACAUUUCUCACUGAUGAUCAGCAGAAAAGUAGUCAGUUUUUAGUGUUAUUUCCAGAAACAUUAGUCAUUUUAAGUGCAAAGAUAGGAACUUUCACAUAUGAGGGUAGACUCCCACUCUAUGCUAUCACUGUGAGAAAAAUUGAACCAUCAGAAGGUCUACAGUUUGCAUUUGAAAUAAAUGGAAACUUGAUGCAGCGUAUUAUUGUCAUUUGUCCAUCACCAGAAAGUUUCAAACAGUGGAUGAACUCUUUUCCAAAUCAUAUCAUUAGAAGCCCAGUAUCAUUAUUAAGCUCCAGAUGCAGCACACUACCCCGCGCCAACUCAUCCCAAGCAUCUCAAAUGCAAACUUCCUACUCUCCUGCCCAUUCUACUCGAAGUCUACAAACAAAUUCUUCCAGAAGCAUAUCCCCUGAAGAUAAGUCAAAUCGCAAUUCUUCUUCAUCUCGUCCAACUUCUAAAAAGUUCUGGACCAACUGGAACUUACGACCUCAUCCUCCCUUAAGAGCUAGUCUGACAUUACAGAAUGAAGUUAAGCUAAGAAGAAAUAACAGCUGUAAUAAAGAAAAAGAUCAUGAAUCAGAAGGUGAUAUACCAGUCCGCCAUAUGAUGGAAACUUUAAAUAUCUAUGACAGAACUCGAAAUACUCUACCACUAGCUACUGCCAGUGCACCUCCGAGACUAAACUUCGUUGAAGAUAAAAUAAUAAUCGAUGGUUUUGAUGGUGACGGAACAGAAAUCAAAGAAAAAUCUCUUGUUGAUACUGUAUACAUGUUGAAGGACCAAAUACUUGAACUGAAAGGGGAAGUUGCUACUUUAAACAAAGCCUUGCAGGAAGAGACAAAAGCAAGAAAAAAGCUAGAAAACUUUAUUAAACAAAAUCUUCCAGGUCAUGAAAGUACUUCAUAUACUAGUCUUGAUGGCUGAUUUAUUUCAACAAUCAAAGAAGCAAGAAAGCUCAGGGAUAUUAGAUGAUAGAAAACGUGGUAUGAAAUAUAUAUUGAAAUGCUACUGUGAUUUAGUUUUAUUUUAUUACUCUCUUGUUUAAGAAUUCCUCAAACUUUUUCUUUAGUCUAUUUACUUCAUUGGCUUACUGCUUUUAUUAUCCAUAAGAAUGUAAAAUAAUUACAUCGGUAAA